GGAGUCUCCGGGCGCCGGGCAGGGAGGACCUUCCCCGCUUCAGGCAUGGGCGCCACCCAGCCCCUGGCUGCCCUGGCCGACCCGGCGGCAGUCGCACGAACCGCCCAGGCCCGCGUGUGUCACUGACCUGUGCCCAGCGGCUGGGCAGCCAUGGAGAAGAUGUCCCGGGUGAGCACGGCCCUCGGGGGCAGCACGCUGACGGGCCGCACCAUGCACUGCCACCUGGACGCCCCGGCCAACGCCAUCAGCGUGUGCCGGGAUGCGGCCCAGGUGGUGGUGGCCGGCCGCAGCAUCUUCAAGAUCUACGCCAUCGAGGAGGGGCAGUUUGUGGAGAAGCUGAACCUGCGCGUGGGCCGCAAGCCUUCCCUCAACCUCAGCUGCGCCGACGUGGUCUGGCACCAGAUUGACGAGAACCUGCUCGCCACGGCGGCCACCAAUGGCGUGGUGGUCACCUGGAACCUGGGCCGGCCCUCCCGCAACAAGCAGGAGCAGCUGUUCACCGAGCACAAGCGCACAGUGAACAAAGUCUGCUUCCAUCCCACCGAGGCGCACGUGCUGCUCAGCGGCUCCCAGGACGGCUUCAUGAAGUGCUUCGACCUCCGCAGGAAGGACUCGGUGAGCACCUUCUCAGGCCAGUCCGAGAGCGUGCGGGACGUGCAAUUCAGCCUUCGUGACUACUUCACCUUUGCCUCGACCUUCGAGAACGGCAACGUGCAGCUGUGGGACAUCCGGCGGCCCGACCGCUGUGAGCGCAUGUUCACAGCGCACAACGGGCCUGUCUUCUGCUGCGACUGGCACCCAGAGGACAGGGGCUGGCUGGCCACAGGCGGGCGUGACAAGAUGGUGAAGGUCUGGGAUAUGACCACGCACCGUGCCAAGGAGGUGCACUGUGUGCAGACCAUCGCCUCAGUAGCCCGAGUCAAGUGGAGGCCUGAGUGCCGCCACCAUUUGGCCACGUGCUCCAUGAUGGUGGACCACAACAUCUACGUGUGGGACGUGCGUCGGCCCUUUGUGCCCGCUGCCAUGUUUGAGGAGCACCGUGAUGUGACCACGGGCAUUGCCUGGCGCCAUCCGCACGAUCCUUCCUUCCUACUCUCUGGCUCCAAGGACAGCACCCUGUGCCAGCACCUCUUCCGUGAUGCCAGCCAGCCUGUGGAGCGUGCCAACCCAGAGGGCCUCUGCUACGGCCUUUUUGGGGACCUGGCAUUUGCCGCCAAGGAGAGUCUUGUGGCAGCUGAGUCAGGGCGUAAACCCUUUGCUGGUGACCGACGCCACCCCAUCUUCUUCAAGCGCAAGCCAGAUCCUGCCGAGCCCUUCUCGGGCCUGGCCUCCAGUGCCCUGAGCGUGUUUGAGAUGGAGCCGGGCAGCGGCAGCAUGAGCUGGUUUGUGGACACGGCAGAGCGGUAUGCCCUGGCUGGCCGGCCGCUGGCUGAGCUCUGUGAUCACAAUGCUAAGGUGGCUCGGGAGCUGGGUCGCAAUCAGGUAGCACAGACAUGGACCAUGCUGCGAAUCAUCUACUGUAGCCCAGGACUGGUGCCCACCACCAACCUCAACCACAGCGUGGGCAAAGGCAGCUCCUGUGGUGGCUUGUCACUUAUGAACAGCUUCACCCUGAAGGAUAUUACCCCAGGGCUAGGCAGUGAGACCCGGCUGGACCGCAGCAAGGGGGAUGCUCGGAGUGACACGGUGCUGCUCGAUGCCUCGGCCACACUUGUCACCAACGAGGACAACGAGGAGACUGAGGGCAGCGAUGUGCCUGCUGACUACCUGCUGGGGGAUGCCGAGGGCGAGGAUGAUGAGCUGUACCUUCUGGAUCCGGAACACGCCCACCCCGAGGAGCCCGAGUACGUGCUGCCACAGGAAGCCUUUCCGCUGCGUCACGAGAUCGUGGACACACCCCCUGGGCCCGAGCACCUGCAGGACAAGGCUGACUCGCCCCAUGUGAGCGGCAGCGAGGCGGAGGCAGCCUCCCUGCCCCCAGUGGACUCCUCCUUCUCCCUCAUCUCCGUGUCACAUGCGCUGCACGACAGCCGGCUGCCCUCCGACUUCUUCAGCGCCCUAGUGUGCGACAUGCUGCGCUUCUACGCCGAGCAGGGGGACGUGCAGAUGGCUGUGUCUGUGCUCAUCGUGCUGGGCGAGCGGGUACGCAGAGACAUAGACGAGCAGACCCAGGAACACUGGUACACGUCCUACAUCGACCUGCUGCAGCGCUUCUGCCUCUGGAACGUGUCCAAUGAGGUGGUCAAGCUUAGCACCAGCCGCGCCGUCAGCUGCCUCAACCAGGCUUCCACCACACUGCACGUGAACUGCAGUCACUGCAAGCGGCCCAUGAGCAGUCGCGGCUGGGUCUGCGACAGGUGCCAUCGCUGUGCCAGCAUGUGUGCCGUCUGCCACCACGUGGUGAAGGGGCUGUUCGUGUGGUGCCAAGGCUGCAGUCACGGCGGCCACCUGCAGCACAUCAUGAAGUGGCUGGAGGGCAGCUCGCACUGCCCCGCGGGCUGUGGCCAUCUGUGCGAGUACUCAUGACGGCCGUCGCCAGAGGGCGGGCCUGACGAACCCAAUAAAGACGCGGGAGCACUGUC
Molecule: messenger RNA, 2582 nt
Organism: Sorex fumeus (smoky shrew)
Lineage: Eukaryota; Metazoa; Chordata; Mammalia; Eulipotyphla; Soricidae
Gene: WDR24
Product: WD repeat domain 24
Exons: 9
Coding region: 151-2526 (791 amino acids)
Biological process (GO): positive regulation of TOR signaling
Molecular function (GO): protein binding
Source: RefSeq, a predicted model, not a curated record